AGUAAAAGCUUCGGGAAGCUGCAGCUGAGACUCGUCUUGCUGUUUCUGUUGAAAGAUUAAUUACAGCCAACUAAAUUCUCUGGACCUUUCUAAACUACACAGCAGUCUCUGCACACAGUAUGUCUGCUGCCGGCGCUUCACUCUCUGAAGAUCAGUUUCUGUGCUCCAUCUGUCUCGAUGUGUUCACUGAUCCAGUCAGCACUCCAUGUGGACACAACUUCUGCAAGAAGUGCAUCACUAAACACUGGGAUGUUAGUGUCCGGAGUCAAUGUCCCAACUGUAAAAAGAUGUUCUCCACCAGACCAGAGCUGCAGGUCAAUACUUUAGUCUCUGAGAUGGUUGCUCACUUCAGACAGUCAGCUCAACAGAGAGCCAGCAGCAGCAGCUCAGAGCUACAAGCUGCUGGACCAGGAGAAGUUCCCUGUGACGUCUGCACUGGAACCAAACUGAAGGCUCUGAAGUCCUGCCUGGUGUGUCUGGCCUCCUACUGCGAGACUCACCUGGAGCCUCAUCUGACAGCUUCACGUCUGAAAAGACAUCAGCUGAUCGACCCUGUGGAGAACCUGGAAGGCAGGAUGUGCAUGAAGCACGAUAAACCUCUGGAGCUGUUCUGUCAGACUGACCAGACGUGUGUCUGCAUGCUGUGCACUGUUUUAGAACACAAGACACACGAUUUUGUUCCUCUCAAGGAAGAAUAUGAGAGAAAGAUGGCAGAGCUGGGGAAGACAGAGGCUGAAAUUGAGCAGAUGAUCCAGGAGAGACGAUCAAAGAUUCAAGAGUUCAAACGUUCAGUCGAGGUCAGCCGGGACAAUGCAGACAGAGAGAUAGCAGCCAGCAUCCAUGUCUUCACCAAACUGAAGGAGGCCAUUGAGAGAAACCAGGCUGAAGUCAUUGAAACGACUGAAGAAAAGCACAAAACAACAGAGAAACAGGCUGAAGGUUUCAUCAAAGAGCUGGAAGAGGAAAUCUCUGAGCUGAAGAAGAGAAGUGCUGAGCUGGAGCAGCUGUCACACUCAGAAGACCACCUUAACCUCGUCCAAAACUGUCCAUCCCUGAAUGCACCUCUACCCACCAAGAACUGGACAGAGGUCAGAGUCUGUCCACCUUCAUAUGAAGGGACUGUGAGAGCAGCUGUUGCUCAGUCAGUGAAGAUGCUCCAACAUGAGAUGAAGAAGCUGCUCACAGAGACUGAGCUGAAGACGGUCCAGCAGUAUGCAGUGGACGUCACACUGGAUCCUGAGACAGCAUGUCCCCAACUCAUCCUGUCUGAAGAUGGGAAACAAGUGAGUUAUGGUAUUGUAAUGAUGAACGUCCCAGACAACCCAAAGAGAUAUGCUAAUGUUCUCUGUGUUUUAGGGAAGGAGAUGUUUUCUUCAGGUAGAUUUUACUUUGAGGUUCAGGUUAAAGGGAAGACUGAUUGGGUUUUAGGAGUUGCCAGAGAGUCAGUCAAUCGUAAGAGAGUAAUCUCUUUUAGCACUCAGUAUGGUUACUGGACUUUAUGGUUGAUGAAUGAAAAUGCAUACAGUAUUUAUACUGAGAACUUUGUCUCUCUCUCUCUGAAGUCUCGGCCUGAGAAGGUGGGUGUGUUUGUAGAUUAUGAGGAGGGUCUGGUCUCCUUUUAUGAUGCUGAUGCUGGAAGUCUUAUCUACACCUAUACUGGCUGCUGCUUCACUGGAAAACUCCUCCCAGCCUUUCUUCCUGGUGUUAAUCACGAUGAUAAAAACUCUUCCCCUCUGAUCAUCUGCUCUGUCCACCAGGCUCAGUAGAUUAACCAAGUUUUUGAGAAGCAAUCAAUAUUUUUCAUCAAAUGUUUGUCACUAGAGAGGUGUUUUCACAUUCCCUUCUGCAAGCCAGACCCCUCAUCUGAAAAUAGAUGCAGAAGCUGACAGUAAUUCAUGAGUCGGGCGCGAAGCUCCUUGGCUGGCACUGCUUGCACUGCUCUUUCAUUGGUCAACCUAAUGCAAGCAGCAUUGGUGGGCAGGAUGCAAGGCCAGGACCAAAAUUAUUCAGUGACUAAGAAAGAUUAGAUGUGCUUCCAGCCUCUCCAGUUUUUGCAACGGGAGAUUUAUUGGUUUUCAAAUGUCAAAACUUCUAUUUUAGAUUCAUAUCUGAUCUGUGUUUGUGAUUCUAUGUAUCAUAGGUGGAUUCUGAAAAAGAAGGAUAGCUUUAAUUUGGUAAAAAUAUUGAAGACAAGUUUAUAAUUCUAUGGUCUUCAUAGUCACAGGCAUGAUUUAGAUAUUUUUUUUAUUUUAAUUUAGUGAGGUAAUGGUAAUGUUUGAUAACUUGGGAUGUUAGUGGAUUUCUUUGUUGACUCUGUUGUCAUUUUUCUUUCUACCAAAAUGACAUAAACUCCAAUCUGGUGAAAUAUAUAAUUAAAAGCAUGCUCCAAGAGAACUUGGAACCACAUAUAAAGAUAUGACAAUAGUUGAUUUUUCAAGGUUGGCAUAAACUCUUUGUUUCAGAGUUUGUGCAUUUUUUUCAAAUGUGACGCAAAUGUUUUAAUUAUUGAAACUUUUUCAUUUUAAAAACAUUUUUUGUACAGUUUAAUAGUGCACCAAGGCUGUAACACCCGUUGCGUACAAGCAAAAAGAUAGAAGACUGGAAUAAAUACUGUCAUUUUGAUAUUA
This is a messenger RNA of Centropristis striata (black sea bass), 2627 nucleotides long. Its product is annotated as E3 ubiquitin-protein ligase TRIM21-like. Gene Ontology annotation, molecular function: zinc ion binding; protein binding. The coding region runs from base 120 to 1766 and encodes 548 amino acids. The transcript has 2 exons. Lineage: Eukaryota; Metazoa; Chordata; Actinopteri; Perciformes; Serranidae. The record is from RefSeq and is a predicted model, not a curated record.